Messenger RNA from Saccoglossus kowalevskii, 402 nucleotides. RefSeq names its product spindlin-3-like. The record is from RefSeq and is a predicted model, not a curated record. NCBI's taxonomy places the organism in Eukaryota, Metazoa, Hemichordata, Enteropneusta, Harrimaniidae.
AUGAUCCACUAUGGAUUAUGGCAAUACAAGCAACAAGUCUUGGAUUCAUUGGCUACUUUCCAAACUAUUGAAGGAAAGAAGGAUGGCUUAAAAGCCCAGCUUCGUUUUCGGGAUACUGUCCUUCAGCAGAAACCAAUUACACCAAAAGUGUACACCUUCUCUAAGAGAGUCUCACCGGAUAGUGAUAGGAGAGUAUCUCUGACAUGGCAGGAAUUGAGAGAUAACCUUCUCACUUUGGUUGAAAAUGCCUUCAAUUUGCCAACAAGCCAGGAAGACGGGCAGGUCCCAGGUUAUGGGGAAUGGUUUAAUAUAGUUUACGACGAUGACCAAGCUGUUUAUACCUACAAGUUAUUGGAUGACUAUCGUGAUGGUGAUCUGAAAAUACUUGUGUCAUCCUGCUAG